This is a messenger RNA of Fusarium oxysporum Fo47, 1569 nucleotides long. RefSeq names its product glycosyl hydrolase. The transcript has a single exon. Lineage: Eukaryota; Fungi; Ascomycota; Sordariomycetes; Hypocreales; Nectriaceae. The record is from RefSeq and is a predicted model, not a curated record. Gene Ontology annotation, molecular function: sucrose alpha-glucosidase activity. Gene Ontology annotation, biological process: sucrose catabolic process. The coding region runs from base 1 to 1569 and encodes 522 amino acids.
AUGGCUUACGAGCAUCGUCUCGGGGCCUUUUCCCCAACCCCUGGAGCAAAGCUCUUCAAGCUGGCCUUUGUUUUCAUCCUGGCCUGUCUUGCUCAAGCUGAUGACUUCCGCCCUCUCUAUCACUUCGUCCCAGACAAAAACUGGAUGAACGAGCCUAAUGGUCUGAUCAAGAUUGGAUCCAAGUGGCACCUCUUCUUCCAGCACAAUCCCAAUGGUAACUUUUGGGGCGACUUGAGCUGGGGUCACGCCACCAGCACAAACUUGGUCGACUGGACUCAUCUUCCUGUUGCCAUCUCAAGCGCCAAUGGUAUACAGGCUUUCACUGGCACCUCCUUCUUGGAUGAAGCCAACACGUCUGGGCUGGGAACCUCUAGUAACCCACCGUAUCUCGCGUUCUAUACUGGAUACUUCCCCAGCAGUGGUGUGCAAGACCAGCGGCUUGCAUACAGCUUGGAUCAAGGAGAGACCUGGACCAAGUACAGUGGGAACCCCAUUAUCUCGCAAGAGCAAGAGAAACCGCACGAUACCACAGGAGGGUUGGAGAUACGUGACCCGAAAGUGUUCUUCCACAAGGGCUCGAAAACCUGGGUCAUGGUCCUUUCCCACGGAGGACAAAACAAGCUGUCAUUUUGGACGUCUCCUGAUGCAAAGGCCUGGACAUGGAAGAAAGACCUGAAGGCGGGCGACGUCCCUGGGCUUUCAAGUGGCGUCAAAGGUUGGGAGGUGCCCGACUUCUUUGAACUUACCGUCAAGGACACUUCCGACACCAAAUGGGUCCUGUUGGUCACUCCAGCCGAGGGUUCUCCAGCCGGUGGCAACGGAGUUUUUGCAGUCACUGGAUCAUUCGACGGCACCACAUUUUCCGCUGAUGCAGUUGACUCAACCAACAUGUGGCUCGACUUUGGGCGUGAUUGGGACGGCGCUUAUAGUUGGGAGAACGUGCCUUCUUCGGAUGGGCGCAAGAUCCUUGCCUCGGUCAUGAACAGCUAUGGAGUUGACCCACCAACCAACACUUGGAAGGGGAUGCUGUCGUUCCCGCGUACCCUGGAGCUACAGAAUAUCAACAACAAGCUGCGCUUUGUCCAGAAGCCCGUGAAAGAGAUUGACUCAGCCAGUACUUCGCUCGUCAAGUUGACCAACAAAACACUUGAGCCUGGUUCCACACUCCUGUCAGACACUCGUGGAACGGCUUUGGACAUUCAACUCUCUUUUGUUCCCUCCGCCGGGUCUGUUCUAUCUCUGGCAGUCAGAAAGGGAGGCUCGCAGCAGACUCUUAUCAACUACGAUCAGUCCAAGUCGGCUCUCAGUGUCAAUCGCAACCAGAGUGGAAAUACCUCUUUCAACCCGAAUGCAGGUGGUACUCAUACAGCUACCUUCUCGGCUGAUUCUGACGGUACUGUUCAUGUGCGUGUAUUGGUUGACACGUGCUCGGUUGAAGUCUUUGGUGGCUUGGGUGAGGUCGUUAUCUCCGACCUCAUUUUCCCCAGUGAAAGCUCGGAUGGUGUGGCUCUCUUUGCAAGUGGAGGAAAUGUGGUGGUGAAGUCAGCAGAGGUUCGCUCCCUUGCUUGA